This is a messenger RNA of Chelonia mydas (Green sea turtle), 3061 nucleotides long. It is a transcript of the gene TRIP6, whose product is annotated as thyroid hormone receptor interactor 6. Bases 239 to 1978 code for a protein of 579 amino acids. Lineage: Eukaryota; Metazoa; Chordata; Testudines; Cheloniidae. The transcript has 10 exons. The record is from RefSeq and is a predicted model, not a curated record. Gene Ontology annotation, cellular component: stress fiber; focal adhesion. Gene Ontology annotation, biological process: cell-cell adhesion.
UCUGGAAUGUGGUGACGUCACCGAGGGGUCCAUUAAAAAAAGUUUUUUGGGAGUUGGAAGAAAAAAAAAAACUUUUCCGGGGAGUUUAGGAGCCGGCGGGAUCCGGCGCCUCCGGGACCUUCCCCCUGUCCCCCACCGGGCUAGGGAACCCCCCACCCCACGAGUGGGGCAGUACAGGAGGGGCUGGGACCCCCCCCCCCCGCAACUGGGAUUCCCGCAUCGGAGCCAGGUCCCAGAGAUGUCCGGUCCCACCUGGCUUCCCCCAAAGCAGCUGAGCUCCUCGGGGUCUCCCGGCGUCUCGGUCUCGGCUCUGGCACUCGGCAAACCCCAGAAGAAAUACGCCCCUGUUCCUGCGCCCCCCAGGCCGGCCCCCCAGGAGCAGAACGGGGGGGGCAUGAGCGGGACAGGCUACCAGCCAGCGGGCCCUGGCAGCCUCACCUCCCGUCCCCUGCCUUCCAGCUUCGGCCCCCCGGCUGACUUGGAGCAUCAUUACCCAUCAGCCCCGGGGGCCAAGGAUGAACUGGGGGUGCCCUGGGGUGGCCCCCCCUCUGCUGGAUGCGGGUACCACAUGCAGGGGUCUGCCCUAGACCCAGGGCCCCACCGCCCCUCCAGCAUCGACGCCCAAAUUGACUCGCUCACCAGUAUGUUGGCUGAUAUGGAGAAUGCCGGCCCCCAACGCCGGGGGGAGAGGCAGAACUUCGACUCCGUCCCGUACCCGUCGGCCUCUGGCCCCCCGCAGCCCACCCCCCCCAAAAUGCCCGGCCCCUACAAGCCGGGCUCCUUCGCCCCCAAGAACUCACCCUAUGGUCCAUCGCCCCAACCCGCCACCUCAACGGCUUCCUCUGGGCCGUCUCCCCAAUAUGGGGCAGGCUACCCACGGGCACCGCCCGGGCAUAAGCCCUACCCGCAGCCCAUGCCCGCGUCCUACACCACGUCGGCCGGGCCGGCCUUCAACGUCCAGGUCAAAGUCGCCCAGCCAGUGCUGGGUUACGGUCAACCGAGGCACCGGGCCGAACAGGCCUACGCACCCCCCUCGCCCCGAGUGGGCCGCGGGGCCCAGUACGCCUUGGAGCCGGGCGCCAGGGGGGAGGAGGGCUGGUAUCUGGAGCCGGGGGGUUACGGCAAGAGGCCGGGCAAGGGGGAGUGCUAUGGGGCCGGGGGGCUGGCCAAACCGGGGGAGGCGGCUGGGGGUCCGUACCAGGCUGCCGCCAGGACCCCAGGCAAGGAAGAGACGGCGGUGAUGGGGAAGGCGCCCCCUGGUGGUGGAGGAGGAUACCAGCACCAGGCCCCCCCGAGCCGCCCGGAGGAGGAGCUGGACAGACUGACCAGGAAGCUGGUGCAUGACAUGAACCACCCGCCGGCUGGGGAGUACUUCGGGCGCUGCGCCCGCUGUGGGGAGAACGUGGUGGGGGACGGGACGGGCUGCGUGGCCAUGGACCAGGUCUUCCACGUGCCCUGCUUCACCUGCACCACCUGCCACGCCCGGCUGCGGGGCCAACCCUUCUACGCCAUGGAGCGCCGGGCCUACUGCGAGGCCUGCUACGUCGUGACGCUGGAGAAGUGCUCGAUGUGCUCCAAGCCCAUCCUGGACCGGAUCCUGCGGGCCAUGGGCAAGGCCUACCACCCCCAGUGCUUCACCUGCGUGGUCUGCCAUCACUGCCUGGACGGGGUCCCCUUCACCGUGGACGCCACCAGCCAGGUCCACUGCAUCGAGGACUUCCACCGGAAGUUCGCCCCCCGCUGCUCCGUGUGUGGCAACGCCAUCAUGCCCGAGCCCGGGCAGGAGGAGACGGUCAGGAUCGUGGCCCUGGAUCGGAGCUUCCACAUUGGGUGCUACAAGUGUGAGGAGUGUGGGCUGCUGCUGUCGUCGGAGGGCGAGGGCCGGGGCUGCUACCCCCUGGACGGGCACAUCCUGUGCAAAUCGUGCAGCGCCCGGCGCAUCCAGGAGCUCUCCUCGAAGAUCACCACCGACUGCUGAGGGCUCAGGGUGCCCAGCCCCCCGCUCACCCCCUGGUCUCUGCCCUGGGGGAGGGGCUCUGUCUGCCCCCACUGCCUGCAUCUGCUUUAGUAUCUGUCGACUUGGGGUCCCCCUCAACCCCGUUCCUCCUAUCCCCUAUGGGGCAAAGGUCCUGCCUUGUGCCCCCCAGAUUCCUGCCCCUGGCUAUGUCGGCAUCUAUUAAUAUUGGGGGUUCCCCUGCACCAUGCUUCUCCCACCAUUUUGGGGGGGCAGAACCCCCCACUUCUUGCUGCCCCCCAGCUCCAUUGUCUUCUAUUAAUCCCUCUCUGCCCCCAUUUCUCCCUUCACUUUGGGGGACGUUUGCACCCCCAGAGUCCCUGCUCUGCCAAUCGCUAUUAAUUCAGGGUCCCCUCUGCCCCUUGCCUCCCCCCCCAAUUCCUGAGCACCCUAAAACCAACCAGGCCCCACGGUCAAGAUGCGGGGGUGGCAGCAGAAGGGGGGGUGGAAUUAGCCCAGCUCUAAUAUUGGGGUGAGGGGGGACCCCCCUCCCCAGUUGGUAUACACCGGAGGGCAGGGCUUUGUGGCAGGACAGGAAGUGAACCUGUCUCUUCCCCCCCCCCCCCCCCAGCAUGUCUCCCCAAUAUUUCUCACGGGGGGCAGUGGUUAUAUUUCUCCCCACUCCAGGGGUUCAUAGCCCAGCUUGGGGGGAGGGGGGUGCUCAGGAUUUGGGAUUUCUCCCCUCAAUUUCUAGGUCAGUUUGUUUUUUGGAGGGGGGGGGGGACGGGGACUGGCUGCCUCUCCUCCCAAGGAGCCCUGACUCCCCGCCCAUUUUGGGGUGGUGGGGGGCCAUCGGACCCUGAGCUGGUCUCAGGGGGCAGAUGAUAUCCCAUUAACAAUCCCCUAGCAGUGCGUGUCAGGAUGCCUGGGUUCCAUCCCCAGCUCCUGGGAGGGCAGUGGGAGCGGGAGGAGCAGGACUCCUGGGUUCUAUCCCUGGCUGGGGGAGGGGUUUCCUUCAUCACCAUUAACCGUUUCCAUUGCAUACUUCACCCUCCCUCCCCCUUUCUGGGGCGGGGGGCAGUUGGAUUAAAGAUUUGUUUUUUUUCA